This is a messenger RNA of Diaporthe batatas, 1194 nucleotides long. RefSeq lists its product as uncharacterized. Gene Ontology annotation, molecular function: transmembrane transporter activity. Gene Ontology annotation, biological process: transmembrane transport. The record is from RefSeq and is a predicted model, not a curated record. Lineage: Eukaryota; Fungi; Ascomycota; Sordariomycetes; Diaporthales; Diaporthaceae. The transcript is spliced from 3 exons. The coding region runs from base 1 to 1194 and encodes 397 amino acids.
AUGGCACAUGAUUCAAAUGACCAGCCCGAUCAAUCCGCCUCGGAACAAUCAAAUGAAGACGUUUACUCCACGUUCUCGAAACCCUCCAAAGCAUGGAUUGCCUUUUUGGUAGGCUUGUCCGGCUUCUUCUCGCCUCUCAGCGCGAACAUCUAUUUUCCGGCUAUCACCAAUAUCUCAGAAGACCUACGAGUCUCACUUGAGCUUGUCAAUUUGACCAUCACGGCAUACUUGAUUUGCCAGUGUAUUACACCAUCUAUCACGGGUGACCUGGCGGACAUGAUAGGCCGACGGCCAGUCUAUUUAUUGGUUUUGACGGUUUACUUCGGUGCAAACCUGGGACUAAGCUUGCAGAGGACGUAUGCAGGUCUGCUUGUGCUGCGGAUGAUACAAAGCAUGGGUGCGUCUGGGACAAUAGCUCUAUGUCUCAGCGUCAUACACGACAUAGCCGCGCCGCAUGAGAGAGGCAAGUAUAUGGGGGCGGCGAUGACAGGACCGAAUGCAGCCCCGAGCAUUGGGCCUGUACUAGGCGGCGUCCUUGUAGAAAAAGCAGGCUGGCAAUGGAUCUUCCGCUUCCUGUGCAUCCUUUCGGGGCUCAACCUUGUUCUGAUCACAAUAUUUCUCCCUGAGACUGGGCGUGCUAUUGUUGGAAACGGGUCUUUCCGUGCGACUGGUAUCAAUCGCAGUCCAAUUUCGUGCGUGAAGUCACCACGCCAGCCAAGCGUCAGCACGUCCGAUCCUCUUGAGAAGCCAAGAUUACGCAUUCCAAAUCCUCUCCUUGCGCUGAAGAUACUGUUCAAGAAGGACGUGGCACUAUUGAUGUACGCCAACGGUGUCUUCUACAUAAAUUACCAGUGCACGCAGGCCUCACUUUCCUCAUUGUUUAUGGCCACUUACGGUCUCAAUGCGCUCCAGGCAGGACUCUGCUAUCUACCUUAUGGAAUCGCUUGUACUGCAGGGACCUUCUUGACUGGCAUGGUCAUCGAUCGAGACUAUCGCGUCACCGCUGCGGCUGUUGGCUUUACGAUCAACAAGAAAUCAGGAGACGACCUUCGGAAAUUCCCUAUUGAGAAGGCAAGGUUGCGAAGCAUAUGGUACUUCAUGGGCCUACUGAUUGCAUGCACAGUGGGUUAUGGGUGGUCGGUGGAAACCAAGACCGUGAGAGAAGCCAUAGAAGAUACUUCACGCCGGGAGUAA